Anguilla rostrata (American eel) is the source of this 2245-nucleotide messenger RNA. It is a transcript of the gene tmem39b, whose product is annotated as transmembrane protein 39B. Gene Ontology annotation, cellular component: membrane. The transcript has 9 exons. The record is from RefSeq and is a predicted model, not a curated record. NCBI's taxonomy places the organism in Eukaryota, Metazoa, Chordata, Actinopteri, Anguilliformes, Anguillidae. The coding region runs from base 624 to 2090 and encodes 488 amino acids.
CCGCGAGUUCCAAACCCCUGUCCGCCUGACUUCUGCGCCCGGGCUCCACCAACAUUCGUUUGCUAGCUGGUACAUCGUUGUGGUAACCACAGUUCUAGCUAGUAAACAGAAGUUUUGAAUUGCAGUAUUAAGACGUUUCAGCCGACUGCAGCCAAAUCUGCUUCGAAAAUUGGUCAACGCUACUCUUUAAUUUUGGUGAUCGAUUUUAAUUUUUAGUAAGUUGCAUAGAUACCAGCCAACGAUAGUUGUUUUUUGGAGCAAUACCACGGAACAUUCCACAACUGAGUUCAAUUGAAUUCGUCUCGUCAGACACAGUCAGUACCAUUGAAACUAGAAAAAGCACACAUAAUAGUAAUGUUGCUUGAAUGGGCUCGUUUAACCUGUGAUUGUGGCAGUCUCAGGUCGUAAAUACUGAGUGGUUUAUUGGAUGGAACUAGAAUCCUCUGUUAAACCACACGCGCAGCUGUGUGAAAACGUGUUGCUGUUACCGUCGAAUCCCCUGGCGCCCCACUUAACCAGUGAUCAGACAAUCUACAGGUGCCAAGGGUGUUUCCCGCUGACAGGGGAGGAAGCACAGCAGGUGCACGCGCGCAGCCAGGCGACCAGCGCUGGGUGUGUCCGGAAUGGCGGGCGGACGGAGGGGAGCCAAUCGCACCUCUUACUGCCGCUCUCCCUUGAGCAGCGAACCGGGCUCGGUCGGCAACGGCAACCACUCCACCAGCUCCCCGGUGACGGGGGUGCGGUCCCGGACCAGGAGCGGGUCCGGCACGGGGAUCUCCAGCCCCCCCUUGGCGGCGCAGACGGUGGUCCCGCUCAAGCACUGCAAGAUCCCCGACCUCUCCAUGGACCGGAACGUUCUGUUCGAGCUCCACCUCUUCUUCUGCCAGCUCAUCGCGCUCUUCGUCCAUUACGUCAACAUCUACAAGACCGUCUGGUGGUACCCUCCCUCCCACCCGCCCUCGCACACGUCUCUGAAUUUUCACCUCAUUGACUAUAACAUGCUGGUGUUCACCAUCAUUGUGCUGGCUCGCAGGCUGAUUGCCGCAAUAGUGAAAGAGGCCUCUCAGAGCGGGAAGCUCUCGUUCCCGCACUCCAUCUUCCUGGUGACGGCGCGCUUCGCUGUGCUCACGCUGACGGGCUGGAGCCUGUGCAGAUCGCUCAUUCACCUCUUCAGGACGUACUCCGUCCUCAAUCUGCUCUUCCUGUGCUACCCGUUCGGCAUGUACAUCCCCUUCUUCCGGCUGAACUGCGACUUCCGGCGCGCGGGGACCCUGUCGCCCAUCACCAGCAUCGGGUCGAAGGAGGUGGGGGGCGUGGCCGGGGGGCGGGACUACCUGACGGUGCUGAAGGAGACGUGGAAGCAGCACACCAGCCAGCUGUACGGCGUGCAGGUCAUGCCCACCCACGCCUGCUGCCUCUCCCCCGACCUCAUCCGCAAGGAGGUGGAGUACCUGAAGAUGGACUUCAACUGGAGGAUGAAGGAGGUGCUGGUCAGCUCCAUGCUCAGCGCGUACUACGUCGCCUUUGUGCCCGUCUGGUUCGUCAAGAGCACGCAGUACGUGGACCGGCGCUGGUCCUGCGAGCUCUUCAUCCUGGUUUCGGUCAGCACCUCCGUCACGCUCAUGAGGCACCUGCUGCCCCCCCGGUACUGCGACCUGCUCCACAAGGCCGCCGCCCACCUGGGCUGCUGGCAGAAAGUGGACCCCUCCCUCUGCUCCAACGUCCUCCAGCACAUAUGGACAGAGGAGUACAUGUGGCCCCAGGGGGUCCUGGUGAAGCACAACAAGAACGUGUUCAAAGCCAUGGGCCACUACAACGUAGCAGUGCCUUCGGACAUCUCCCAUUACCGAUUCUACUUUUUCUUCAACAAGCCGCUGCGAAUAUUAAACAUCCUCAUAAUUCUGGAGGGAGCGAUGAUAUUCUACCAGCUGUACUCCCUGAUGUGCUCGGAGAAGUGGCAUCAGACCAUAUCCCUGGCAUUAAUUCUGUUCAGCAACUACUACGCCUUUUUCAAACUGCUUCGGGACAGAAUAGUUCUGGGGAAGGCCUACUCGUACAUGAACAGUUCGGCCGACCAGAAGAUAAGUUAACUCUCCCUUGUUCGGCCUUUUGGGGAAAAUGAGAAAUGCGCAUGAGAGCUUUGUAUUUUUUCUACAGUUGGAUUUUUUUUUUUUGUGUUGUUGAUGUUUUUUUUUGUUCUGAUCUGCCAUAAAUAAAGAAGAAGCAUAUUUUUGUAUUCCCUUAA